AUGCCAUCCUCCGUCUCCCAGGGAUUCCUUUUGCUAGCAGGCCUGUGCUGCCUUUUCUCUGGCUCCCAGCCUCAAGAUCCCCUGGAGAUUGAUGUGGAACAACAUGGCCAUGAACAUCAGGAGCUUCUCAGCUGCCAAUGCAUCGCCUACAGCAUCAUCCAGUUGACCUUCACCUUGUAUCGGAAGUCUGGUAGUUGGGCAAAAGAUACCAACAUCUUAUUCUCUCCAGUGAAUAUUGUUGCUGCCUCUUUCAUGCUCUUGCUGGGGGCAAAACCCAACAUGCACAGCCAGAUCCUGGAAGGACUGGACUUCAACCUUACGGAAACACCUGAGCAGUACAUCCACGAAUGCUUCCAGCAACUUACGUAUAUCCUCUAUCUGCCAGACCACAAGUCACAGCUGACAAUGCAGAGCAGCCUAUCCACUGCCCAGAGUCUGAAGCUUACAGACAAGUUUGUGAAGAAUGUCAAGGGUUUGUACUACUCAACAGCCAUUGCUGUCAACUUCAGUGACAUGCAAAGAGCCCAAAAUCAGAUCAACGAGUAUGUACAGGGUGAAACCCAAGGGAAAAUAGUGGCAUUGAUCAAGGAUCUGAAGACAGACACAGCUUUUGCCUUGAUGAAUUACAUCUUAUUCCAAGGUAAACUGUAUGAUGAACUAUUUGAGGCUGAAUACAUCUUGGAAGAGGACUUCCAUGUGAAUGAGGAUGUGACCAUGAAAGUACCCAUGAUCAACUGCCAGGUGAGGUUUAUUGGGUCCCAGGGAGCCAACAAUUCUGAAAUGAGCCUCUCCCCUCUUCAGAUCAAGACAGUGGACCUGCACUUUCCCAAGUUGCUUAUGUCCAAAACCUAUGACCUGAAGACUAUUCUGAGCACACUGGGCAUUACCCAGAUCUUCAGUAAUGAGGCUAACCUCUCAGGGGUCACAGAGGAUGCGCCCCUAAAGCUCAUCAAGGACCAAGAGGUCAAGAACUUCACAGUGGCCAUCACUGCUGUGUACUGGGGACUGUCCAGCAUGACCCAUGGCCCCAUGGCCCCCUUCUGUGGCUAUCUGAGGACAAUGACACCCUAUUUUUCUUGCAGCUUCUUCUUAAUAGCGGGGCUCAGCUGUCUGCUCCCUGGCUUUCAGACUGAAGGUUACCAAGACACACAAGCCUCAGACCAUAAAAAGAAGAAGCAGGAGCCUCCUCAAUGCAAGACUUUUGCCCCCAUCAUCACCAACAUCUCUCUGUUCUUACUCCAAAAUGCAGUGCAUCAGCCCAAAAACCCAACAUUGCAUUCUCCCGAAUGA
This is a messenger RNA of Meriones unguiculatus (Mongolian gerbil), 1290 nucleotides long. RefSeq names its product alpha-1-antiproteinase-like. Bases 1 to 1290 code for a protein of 429 amino acids. The transcript is spliced from 6 exons. Gene Ontology annotation, biological process: negative regulation of endopeptidase activity. The record is from RefSeq and is a predicted model, not a curated record. Lineage: Eukaryota; Metazoa; Chordata; Mammalia; Rodentia; Muridae. Gene Ontology annotation, molecular function: serine-type endopeptidase inhibitor activity.